Molecule: messenger RNA, 877 nt
Organism: Odocoileus virginianus texanus
Lineage: Eukaryota; Metazoa; Chordata; Mammalia; Artiodactyla; Cervidae
Source: RefSeq, a predicted model, not a curated record
UAGUGCACAGCUGGUGAGCCCUUGGGGCUGAGGUUCUGCUGCUGGCAGAGAGAAGGGUGGGGUUGGCAUGGGGCAAUGUCUGAGGUACCAGAUGCACUGGGAGGAUUUGGAAGAAUACCAGGCCUUGACCUUCUUGACCAGGAAUGAAAUCCUGUGCAUCCACGACUCCUUCCUGAAGCUCUGUCCCCCCGGGAAGUACUACAAGGAGGCCACGCUGACCGUGGACCAAGUCAGCUCCCUGCCAGCCCUGAGGGUCAACCCUUUCAGAGACCGAAUCUGCAGAGUGUUCUCUCACAACAACGUGUUCUCCUUUGAGGAUGUGCUGGGCAUGGCAUCUGUGUUCAGUGAGCAGGCCUGCCCCAGCCUGAAGAUAGAGUAUGCCUUCCGCAUCUAUGAUGGCUUGGGAUCAAAGCCAUGUUGCUUUGCCGCAGUCUCUGCAUAUGGGAGCUGGGCCAGCAGGACACCUGGAAACACUGCGGGAGAUUUUAACGAGAAUGGCUUCAUUGACGAGGAGGAUUUGCAGAGGAUCAUCCUCCGGCUGCUCAACAGCGACGACAUGUCAGAGGACCUGCUGACCGACCUCACCAGCCAUGUCUUGAAUGAGUCGGAUCUGGACAACGACAAUAUGCUGUCUUUCUCAGAGUUUGAACACGCGAUGGCCAAAUCUCCAGAUUUCAUGAACUCCUUUCGGAUUCAUUUCUGGGGAUGUUGAUGUGAACACAAAUACCUGCUCUGGUGGCCUUGAAGGGGACCCCUGGAACUUGGAAUUCAACCCUCUGCAGGCACUAGAGGAAAUUUGACUAGAAGAAUGACUGUGUCCCCAUCCCUCCCUCACUUCUAGAAUAUUGUUUAUUCAAUAAAGCAAAAUUAAAGCCUU